CAAACAAGUGGUGGGAGGACUUGUGUGGCAGCCUUCCUUGGGAUCAGAUUUCACAGCUGGUCGCUGACUAUAAAUGAGCACGACAGCUCCCUGCACGGGCAGAUCAAAAUAAACCUUAGACCGAACAGCACAAGUGAGAAGCGAGGACCUACUCUGAUAACCCCCGAACAGAAGAGUUUCUAACAGCCUGGUUUGAAUCCACACCGAGAACCCCAGACAGAAACCAUGGAGAUCCAAACUGGUCAGAUAGUCCGACCUCCGAGCCCCAUGGAGGACCUGGAGAAGCAGCUGAGCUGCCCAAUCUGCCUGGAAAUGUUCACCAAGCCGGUGGUCAUCCUGCCUUGCCAGCACAACUUGUGCCGUGGCUGUGCCAAUGACCUCUACGACUCCCGCAACCCCUACCACUACUCCGGGGGCAUCUUCCGCUGCCCAACCUGCCGCUUUGAGGUGGUGCUGGACCGGCACGGCGUCUACGGCCUGCAGAGGAAUCUGCUGGUGGAGAACAUCAUUGACAUCUAUAAGCAGCAGCUGGAGAGCAGCAGCAACAACCUUGAGCCACCACUGAAGCCAAAAGACACCAAGCAGUCCAUGUGUAAAGAGCACGAGGAUGAGAAGAUCAACAUCUACUGUAUCACCUGCCAAAUUCCUACAUGCUCCAUGUGCAAGGUGUUUGGCCAGCAUAAGGACUGUGAAGUCUCCACACUGGAUAGUGUCUACCAGGGGCAGAAGACAGAGCUCAGGAACUCCCUGGACAUGUUGGUGGCCGGGAACAGCAGUUUGCAGGCCACACUCAACCAGAUGGAUGACAAUUGCAAGAUCAUCCAGGAGAAUGCGGAGCUGCAGAAGAGGCAUCUUGGGGAGCAGUUUGAUCUGCUGUAUGCCACCAUGGAGGAACGCAAGGGUCAGCUGCUGGACAGCAUCACACAGGAGCAGGACGAGAAGGUGGCCGUGCUGCGGUCGCUGGUGGAGCAGUACAAGGGGCAGCUGGAGGCCAGCACCAGGCUGAUGGACACCGCCUCCCAGAGCAUGAACAACACCAACGUGCCGGAGUUCUUGGUCUCUGUGAAGACGCUGAUCACUGAUGCUAAAGAUACAGCCAAGCGAUCCCUCCUGGAAAGGCCCGAACCUGGCUUUGAGAAGAUGGACCAUUUCACGUUGUUCACUGAAGAUGUUGAAGUAAUCCUUGCACAAAUGGACUUUGGAAUUGAUGAGGAAGAGUUUGAGGAGUGUGAAGAAAAUGAAGAGGAGGAGGAGGAGGAGGAGGAGGAGGAGGAGGAAGAAGAGGAAUGAGAAAAAAAUCUUUGUUUGAGACAAAGACUUGAAUUACCGUUUUAGGAAAAGUUUAAAUACACACACACACACAUGCACACAGAGAGACACUAAUAUAUACACUCACACACAUUAUACCAUCCAAGCUGCUUUCAGACAACGGAAUAAUGACAUUUGGGAGGCAAAAGACUGGAGAAUUCAAAUGUGCAAUCUUAACAAAGCAGUUUUUACACAAACAAAACAUGUUUUUGUACUAACUUUGAAAUUUUAUACUUUUGUAUUUAUGUGAUAUGUAUAUUUAUAUUGAACAAUUUUUAUUUAUAUCUUCAGUGUCUUCAGAAGAUGAUAAUGUUUAGUAAGUAGAUGAUGAUGUUUACACUUGAAUAAAUUAACUUUGUAUUGUUUGAUUAGAUAAAGUCUAGUCCAAACGUGUCAGAUCUAGUUAAAUAUGAUCACUUUUAGAUGUCUGAUAGUCUGUCAAUUUGUUUGAAUACUUGAAAUAAUACAGAAUGCACCUGAUUGUUUAAAGUAAUUAAAAUGUUUUUCUUCAUUGGAAAAUUCAGUGAAAAUAAAAGAUGAAAGAAACAAA
Clupea harengus (Atlantic herring) is the source of this 1858-nucleotide messenger RNA. RefSeq names its product tripartite motif containing 63a (gene trim63a). Gene Ontology annotation, molecular function: zinc ion binding. NCBI's taxonomy places the organism in Eukaryota, Metazoa, Chordata, Actinopteri, Clupeiformes, Clupeidae. The record is from RefSeq and is a predicted model, not a curated record.